Messenger RNA from Alternaria ethzedia, 3999 nucleotides. RefSeq lists its product as uncharacterized. Gene Ontology annotation, molecular function: asparaginase activity. The record is from RefSeq and is a predicted model, not a curated record. Bases 1 to 3999 code for a protein of 1332 amino acids. Lineage: Eukaryota; Fungi; Ascomycota; Dothideomycetes; Pleosporales; Pleosporaceae. The transcript is spliced from 8 exons.
AUGAAAGGCGCUCACAACACUGGAGAUGCUUCUCGUCAUGUACACCUGCCUACUUCAGGCGAGGGCGAUCUAAUCGCAGGCAACCACACGCGACAACCAUCAGCCUCCGCGCCUCUGAGUGAGGACUGGGGAUCUCAGAUACUUCAGGACGCCAGUCGCGCCGACACACUUCAUACACCCGAUCUGGCACAAGGCGCAGUAGAGUCUCCAGAACAUGCGUUCAGCCUGGGAAGUCUACACACAUCAGGAAAUGCUACGAAGUGGCAUGAAGCACUUCAGAUGUUCAAAAGGAGCAACAAGAUUGAGUACGAGUAUCUCGAUAGUAAGAUCAGUCAAACGCAAACAACUCAAGGCGGUGACAUAAAGUGGACGCUGCCCAAGCAUCUCGAGCAGGAUCCCAAAUCCAACGAAAUCAUACGUCGAGCUAAACGAUGGUUACCUACUCUGGCGAGUGUCAGGUCCGUUGUCAUGCCAAUCGCAGCUCUAGAUCCACACAAGAUUGCUCCCAUUUGCUGUGCAAUCAUUCUGGCUAUUCCUGAGCUUGCGGUCAAUGGUCCGGAUACAGAAUACAGAUCCAAAGCACUAGACGCAUACUUCGAAGCGGCCAAUACUAUCAACGACUGGAUAUCCUUUGAAAUGAUAUUUGCAGUAGAACGCGAGGACGUAGUGUCGAAUUUGAAGAGUCAGCUCCCCGAUGUCUACAUCAUGGCAUUACGGCUCAUGUGCCACAUUCACUCCGCGCUGGAUAAGCUCUCGGAGGGAUCGAAAGCGGAUCGAGUAAAGGCAAAAGCCGCUGCCAUGAUGAAAAACGACCCUGGUGUGUGGGAUGAGAAAGUCAAAGACCUCAGGAGGGCAGGAGAGGAAAUAAGUAGAGAAAAAAAGCGUACGAAUGAUAAAAUCGCCGCUGAUGAGAAAGUCGCAGCCGCACUGAAAUGGUUCAAAAAGAAGGACGACCCAGAGGAUGCGCUAAGCAAGAUCGAGAAAGAAAUAACGUCGGACGGUCGAUCUAAAAACUACGCGCAGUGGUUUCUCGAGUCGAGUGAAUACAAGACCUGGUUUGAGGCUGUGCGUCGUCACGGUGACGAUAAUGUGCAAUUUCGAGCGCCAAGUCCAGCGCGAAUACUUUGGAUAGCUGGCCCUUUUGGCAUGGGAAAAACCACCCUUGCUCAUCGAGUAUUGCUCAGCCUGAAAGCACUCGAGAGUAUACCAGUUCCAGGAGAGUCUCUGCGCGUGGUCCACUAUUUUUGCUCCGCCCGAGGCAGCUCAAGACCUGAUCACGAGACAGUCAUACGCUCACUCAUUCUGAAGCUUUCUUGGGGACUAGACUGUUCUAUUGCGCCGAAAGCUUACCAAUUCUACUGCAAAUGGACACGGGGACCCGAAGAUGAGCCCUCUAUCGACGACUGGAAGAGUCUACUUGACGCGCUCAUCGCUAAGUCCGAUCUAUCCACGAAGCUUGUUAUCCUUGUGGAUGGACUUGAUGCAUUCGAGAAAACGGAGGAGGGGCAGUUGUUCCUUGAAAGCAUGAAGUCUGUUGCAAAAGAUCACAGCCACGUAUUCUUCGUCUUUUCAUCUCACCAAUAUGUGCUGGACAGUAGCGAAUAUGAUGAAUCGUUACUCGUCGAAUACAAGGUCAAUCCGGAAGAUACAAGAAGAGACUUGGAGGCUUUCGUUGACACCGAAAUCGAAGCUCGGGCUCCCGCCCCCGGCGAGACCGUGGACGUUGAGAUAGGUCCAGUGAUUGAGGCGAAGGAAAGGGUCAUCUCAAUCUUUUUCCAACAAGGUCAAGAGAAACUUCGUGAUACAAUGAGACAACUGCUGCUGGAUCGUGCCAAUGGCAUGUUUGUGUGGGUCAAGAUCUGGCUCCAGAUUCUGCUGCCUGAACGUCCUCGACAAAAGAUCGUGUUGACGGUAAAGCACGCCGAAGAGCUUCUUGACCAAUUGAGAGGCUCAGGUAACCACAAGAAGACGGAGCAACUUCAGACUGCGUACCAACGUCUCUGGGACAGAAACGAGUACGAGUCCUAUUUAGAAAUUCGGCGAAACCUCUUUCGCUUCGUCCUCUGCUGGAGAGAGCUGUUGUCGGUCAAAGUUCUUACAAAGGCUUUGCAAAUUAACGGCGAGGGCGAAGACCUAGACGACGAAACCCUUCCUGAAAAGCGAAUACGUGAUCUGGGUGCCGACUUCUUGACCUUUGAUGACGACAACAAAAUCAGGUUCGCUCACGACUCUGCGAGGGUUUUCAUUCUUAAGCUGCUUGACGACGUAGAUAAAGAUUCGGCUUUGUUCCGAAUACAAGAUACCCAUCGCCGGGCGUUGCGACUGUUCAUCCAAGUCUUUGCUCCAACCAACCACUCCAGUCCCUUCGUCUCUGGCCUCGCGAAGUAUUUCUCGACUAACCUGUCGUAUCACUGCCAGCGAUCCAUCCAAAAUGCUCUGAUCUACAACAAAGAAUGGGAAAUUUUGUUUGAGCAGGUUCUGGAUUCGUACUCAUUGAUGGUUCCAUCGACACCACGAUUGGCUUUUCCAACUUAUCCAAAGGAGAUGUCAAACCAAUCUGUCAAUUGGAACCUGACAUCAGCUGGAAACAUAGUUCGGCCCGUACACCCAUCUUUUAGAGACAUUCCAUUUGUGAUAAAAACGGCAUCGACUGAACUUGGUUAUCCAUGGACGAAGAACAUAUCAGACGAGAUGUUCGAGUCCCUGAGAGACGCUCGAGAAAACUGGGGCGAACAGGCCCGGUAUCUAGAGCGCAGACUUGAGGGUAUCUUGAGUGGCUACAACCUAGCUGCAGCGGUGGAGAGUGAACACAACUCUGCAGCUUCCUUCAUACUCCAUGGCAGUUGGUCGUUGCAAGGUCCGAAGGGCGUGCUUGACCUCAUUGAAGAUGCGUUCGACCAACACCUCUUCUUUGGUUUCCUUUGUUUGACCCCGAAGAUUGAGGAACGCGGCAACAGCAGCCUCCCCAAAGUCCUCGUCCUCUUCACCGGCGGCACCAUAGCCGGCGGCUCCAUCUACGGCGCGCUUGACGACACGCAAUACGGCCAACUCAGCCAAACCGGCGAAGAUAUAAUAGCACGCAACCCGUAUCUCCUCAACAACACGCAACUCGCCGUCUCAAACUGGACAUCCGAAGAUGGCUCAACCGGCACAAACGACGCUUUAGUCAUGAACAUGACGCGCUUCGCACACGACGCCCUCUGUUCAGAAGACAGUGAUAUCGUCGGCGCGGUAUACACGCACGGCACGAAUUCGCUCGAGGAAACGGCGUUCCUGAUGGACUCGCUUGUGAACUGCGGGAAACCGGUUGUGGGGACGGGGAGUAUGCGGCCUUUUACGCAUUUAUCGUGGGAUGGGGAGGCGAACUUUUUUGAUGCGGUUAUGUUGGCUGCCAGCCCUGAAUCACGCAAUCGAGGACUCAUGGUAGCGUUCAACGCACGCAUCAUACCGGGGUAUUGGGUAACGAAAUUGCAUAGCACGAACCCGGAUGCUUUUGGGCCUACGUCAGGGGGUGAUCUGGGUAUCUUUAUUAACAGUUUGCCGGUUUUUUUUAAUACGCCGAGUCAGCCGUUGUACAAGUACUACUUCGAUAUCGGCACUGUUUCAGCCUACCACACAUACCCAAGCCUACCCAAAGUCGACAUCCUCUACGCAGCCCGCGAGUUCGACGGCAAGCUCGUACUCGAUGCGCACGCCAACGGCGCGGACGGCGUCGUCAUAGCCGGCACAGGCAACGGCGGCGUACCGAAUGGCGGAGACGAGAUUGUCGAAGCGAUGGAGAAAGGGCUUCAGGUUGUUGUUGGAACGCGCAGUCCGCAUGGGCCGUCGAGUCCGGCAAGGACACCGAGCUUUGCGAAGGCGGGGUUUGUGCAUCCGAUUCAAGCGAGGAUUAUGUUGCAGCUGGCGAUUGCGAGUGGGAUGGAUAUGAAUCGGACGAUUGGGGUGUUUGAAGGGGGGUUUAGGAGGGCGAUUGGACAGAGUUGGGGUCCGGGGGGUUGA